This is a messenger RNA of Striga hermonthica, 1299 nucleotides long. NCBI's taxonomy places the organism in Eukaryota, Viridiplantae, Streptophyta, Magnoliopsida, Lamiales, Orobanchaceae. The record is from the annotation of a GenBank genome assembly.
AUGAGGCCACGUCUACCCAAGUUUGAUAUCCCACCGCCUCGUCGACGGCCAGGCAAAGAAGAAUUGAAUACGGAGGAGGUUGCACCCUUCAAAUUCCUGGUUCCACCCGUUGACCAGACAAUCCGCACUUUCUACCCGAGGAGGUGUAAAAGAAAGAGGGUAACAUCAGACAUAGAAUCUCUACCUGAUGAGCUGUUGUUUGAAGUCCUUGUGCGCAUCCCUGGCCAAGAUAUUUACGAGGCAAGGCUUGUUUGCCGCAAAUGGUACCAUAUAAUUCACACCCAUAAUUUCAUGUCCGCCUACUUACACCACUCCCCUUAUGGUCUCCUAUUCAAAUCCAAGUGUUCGGAAUCACUUUUGGUCCUCCCUCAAAGAGGAAGGGGAGGAAGGAUAGGGAUCGAGAUGACCCAGCUGAGGUACAAACGUAGGUGUUUGGUCUUUAGUAGUUGUAAUGGAUUGUGGUUAGAGAAAAAUCUGCAAAGCGAAAAUGACCUUUACGUCACAAAUCCCACAACGGGGCAAAAUUUUCUUCUCCCUCCAUGUGUUAUUCAUGUUGCUGAUGCAAAUCAUGCAAUGGCGUACACACCGGCUUCCAUGGAGUAUAAAGUGGUUAUAUUCUGUCCUCCUAAUAAAACCUUUCGCCCGGUUUGUCAUAUAUUAACCGCUGGAGUUGAUAAAACAUGGAGGGACGUUGAUUUGGGACCCAUAUCAUCGGAGGAGGCAAGUAGGUCAUUUCGCAACCCUCCGUUGGUUACUGAAGGUUUCGUUCAUUGGAAACAUCCCCGUACCCACCAUCUCUUGACUCUUAAUGUGGAGACCGAAACUAUUACAGAGACUCCCGCCCCUUUCCCACAGCUACAAGACUUUCCUGUUCAUGCUAGUCGAACCGACAUUUACUUAUCAACCGGAAAAUAUCUGUCGUUAUUGCGUCCUUACGGGGAGUGCUCGUGGCAGGUCUGGGAGAUGAGUCGACCCGAAACAGGGGAAUGGAAAAAGAAGGCCCAUUUUUCAUUGGAGGGUAACGAGGAAAGAUUCAAGCAAUUAGGUUUUGCACCCAAAGAAUUUUUGUUCCCGCAAGGCUGGGUCAAGUACCCAGAGUUGUUGGCCAUGAGAACUUCCUCGAAAAUGACUGCAUUAUUGCUAUACAAUCUUGUCACGCAAGAAAUCAAUGAAAUCGGGUUACCUUCCUACUAUUUUCAAUACAAUUUUGUGGUAUAUAAGAGUAGUUUGGAGUGGUUGGAUGCAGUCAAGCCUCCUCUCCCUCCAUCUUCUCCAUUGCCUUCCUCCACUGGUAUCUAA